ACAUACGACUAGCCGCACAUCAAUCCAGGAGCCUUAAUAGUCUAGACUCGUGUACAUCACCCCCGCCGUCCGAUCUUUGUAUUAGCCUUCCUGAUCCCGCCACAUGUACACAUCACCACAACUCAUUCAGACCAGUCGAUUACCAUUCAAUGGUUCAUACAAACUGACGAUUACAAACUCUGAAGUCUGAACUCUGAAGAAGAAGAGGAAGAUCAGAGAGAGCAGGCGGGCGCGAUGCACCUGUUAAAUGCCGUGAUGGCGACUCGGUUGCUGACCCGAAAACUCGAAUCGGAGGCGGUCGGGGCUGGCAUAGCGUUUGGAUCGGUGUGGUUUUUCGUGUACGCGGGGAUAUCGUGCUUCCUGGUCCUAUUCGCCGGAAUCAUGUCCGGGCUCACCCUCGGCCUCAUGUCCCUAGGCCGCGUUGACCUCGAGAUACUCGAGCGCAGCGGCACCUCCACCGAGAAAAAGCAAGCCGCUACUAUACUUCCGGUGGUACAGAAGCAGCACCAGCUCCUUGUGACUUUGCUUUUGUGCAAUGCCGUUUCCAUGGAGGCCCUUCCUAUAUACCUGGACAAACUUUUCAAUCAGUAUCUCGCAAUAAUUCUCUCCGUAACUUUUGUUUUGGCUUUUGGAGAGGUCAUUCCGCAAGCAAUUUGCACAAGAUAUGGACUUGCUGUAGGGGCCAAUUUCGUAUGGCUAGUGAGAAUUUUGAUGAUAAUUUGCUAUCCAAUUGCCUAUCCCAUCGGAAAGGUUCUGGAUUGGGUACUGGGACAUAAUGAAGCGUUAUUUAGGCGGGCUCAGCUAAAAGCCCUUGUCUCGAUCCAUGGCAAGGAGGCUGGGAAGGGAGGUGAACUUACACACGAUGAGACGACUAUUAUUAGUGGAGCACUGGACUUAACCGAAAAGACUGCUGAGGAGGCUAUGACACCCAUUGAAUCAACCUUUUCCUUGGAUGUGAAUUCAAAGUUGGAUUGGGAAGCAAUGGGAAAAGUUCUUGCCCGUGGUCAUAGUCGAGUUCCUGUCUAUUCUGGGAGUCCAAAGAAUAUAAUUGGACUUCUACUGGUGAAGAGUCUUCUCACUGUACGACCUGAAACAGAGACCCCUGUUAGUGCUGUUUCCAUCCGCAGAAUCCCACGGGUUCCAGCAGAUAUGCCUCUGUAUGAUAUAUUGAAUGAGUUUCAAAAAGGUAGCAGUCAUAUGGCAGCUGUCGUGAAGGCUAAGGGGAGAGGCAAGACUCUUCCUCCAACAGUUGAGGGAGAAAAAUCUGAAGAGAACAAAGCCACUGGCGAGAACUCCCAACUGACAACUCCUUUGCUAUCAAAACAAGACGAAGCGGUAGACAGUGUCGUUGUUGAGAUUGACCGGCCUUCGAGGCCUACCAAGUUGAAUAGGCCGCCCUCUUUACAACAUAAUGGCACAGCAACAAUUGGUUUGCCUCAUUCGUUAGAAGAUAUUGAAGAUGGUGAAGUCAUUGGUAUCAUCACCCUGGAAGAUGUAUUUGAAGAACUUCUGCAGGAGGAAAUUGUGGAUGAGACAGAUGAAUAUGUUGAUGUGCAUAAACGAAUCCGUGUGGCUGCAGCCGCAGCUGCUUCAUUGGUGGCACGAGCUCCGUCUGUUCGGAGGCUAACAAGCCAGAAGGGAGUUGGAAGCCAAAGCAAGAGAUGAUGAAUGUAUACUGCAGUUAAGUCGUCUUGAUCCCUGCCAUAAUUAGGGGAGCGGUAACUAGCUCCACAGAAAAGAAAAAGAUGGCGUUGCUGGCUGGUGGGAGGGAGGGAGAACAAUCAAAUCAUUCAAUUUUUUGUAGAUUUGUUUGUUUAUUAUGCUAUGUGUACUCAGAGCUGAAUCUACUUGAUAUCGGGACUAUGAACGAUCGAACCUCUUGGGCUGGGUCAGGCUCAAUUUAGUUUUGAGAAUUGAAGAUAGAUACAGGAAAAAAGGAUCUAAAAUAAGAGGCUAUUAAAACCCUCAAACAUGUUUGAUGAGAUAGUAUUGUUGAGCUUUGACUAA
Alnus glutinosa is the source of this 2007-nucleotide messenger RNA. RefSeq names its product DUF21 domain-containing protein At4g14240-like. The transcript is spliced from 13 exons. Gene Ontology annotation, cellular component: intracellular membrane-bounded organelle. The record is from RefSeq and is a predicted model, not a curated record. NCBI's taxonomy places the organism in Eukaryota, Viridiplantae, Streptophyta, Magnoliopsida, Fagales, Betulaceae. Bases 235 to 1665 code for a protein of 476 amino acids. Gene Ontology annotation, biological process: magnesium ion homeostasis.